AUGGAGGUAGCAGCCAUUUAUGCAAUUGCCGCUGGCGGCAUUCUGUUGGCUCUCCUUUUGAUCCAGACUCGCUCCGUUUUAAUUGGCUGGACAGAAUCCUUAAGUGUCCUGCUGUCUCGAUAUCUUACUCUCCCAGUCCUCAUUCGUCGGCAUCGCAUCUGGGGUCCAUGGACUCGAUCCGGAGUUCUCAUCCAUAUGAUAUAUAUCAGUACCAAUAUCACUCUGGUUUUCCUCAAAACCGAUUCGUUUACUGGGGCUGGCCGGCGAGCAGGCGAGCUAGCACUCAUCAAUUCAAUCUUCCCUCUGUCAGCUUUGCACCUUUCCUAUCUGGCUGACCUUCUUGGUAUCAAAUGGCGCACUUGCCGCAAAAUUCACCAUGCGACUGGGUGGAUGGUUGUUGCUUUAGUGUCGUUUCACAUUAUUGCUGAGAUACAAAGCCAAAGUUUUGGCUUUCCGCUUGGUGACACACGCAAUUUGUUCACUAUGAUCGGCGUUACUUCACUAAGUGCCCUUGCUCUAUUUUCCAUUCCAUUCUUUCGUCAAUGGUCGUACGAGAUCUUCCUCCGAGCCCAUCAGAUCUUGGCCGGCCUUUUUGUGUAUGGCACUUGGCAGCAUCUCUCAGCCCACAAUGGCUCGCCAAAACUAUAUGUCUACAUUGCAUUAGGUAUCUUGGGUCUGACGACAUGUUUGGAGUUGGCGACGCUGUUUUAUCGAAACGGGCUCUUUUCUGGCCGCGGGGCUCCUCGGGCUCUGGUCUCACCCGCCUUCUGGAAAUCCCAGGAGAGCGGCAACACAGCAAUAGCGGCCCAUAUCCGCGUUGCCUUACCUCGUCCAGUAAAGGUUGAGCCCGGUCAGUAUAUCAAUCUCUGGGUGCCGUCGGUUACUUUAUGGUCGUGGACACAGACACAUCCUUUCACAGUCACAUCCUGGUCACGGGGUAAACAAGACACUCUGGAUCUUCUUGUACAACCACGACGUGGCAUGACCUUAGAUCUUCUCCGUUGUACCACAGUCAAUCCAGAUAGCUCAGUGUCUUUGUUAGCCCUUUUCACUGGGCCACAUGGGACAAGCGAAGAUGUCAGUCACUAUGAAACUGCUUUGAUGAUUGCAAGUGGAUUUGGGAUCGCCGCGACAUUACCGUACCUCAAGAAGAUGAUAUAUGGCUAUAAUACCUGUGCUCUUCAGGUUCGCCGGCUGCACUUGGUGUGGCAAAUAGACUCGAUUGAGAUGACAACCUCAGCCCAGAGUCUGCUCGAUGCCCUCCUUGAAGAUGACGUUAUCGAUAAAGGCUAUAUUCUCAGCAUUUCAAUCUAUGUUGGGAAUGGCCUCGCCCAUAAUAGAACACCAGUUGGCAAACAUGAUCGAGCAUGUUUCUACCAAGGUAUGCCCGAUUACCAUCAUAUUGUCUCGCUCGAAGCGUCCGGCAGUCAGAUCGAGAGGCUGCCGAACAUUCGGGACGAGCGAGGCCAGACACUGGUGAUGGUUUCCACACCAAACGAUCUGAGAGAUGACAUACGGGGGAUCGUCAGAAGCCAUCUGCAUCAGGGCGUUACGCUAUCAGAACUGGAGUACCAACCUGAGUAGGAUAUGAUCGGGAAUCUGUGGGAAUGACAAGAUUUAAGAGACGCCAUGGGAUAUUUAGGGGUGGUUGCAGGCCUAGAUAGUAACUUAUCUUGUACGAAUUACUAUUAGCUAGAAAUGAACGCCUCUCUUGAAC
Messenger RNA from Penicillium brasilianum, 1717 nucleotides. The record is from the annotation of a GenBank genome assembly. NCBI's taxonomy places the organism in Eukaryota, Fungi, Ascomycota, Eurotiomycetes, Eurotiales, Aspergillaceae.